AAAUGAGAGGCCAUGUUGUAAAAACACCAGAGGGUUCGAGGGGGGAGGUAUCAGUAUUGUGCAAGCGUUUGACACACAGAGAAGUCAUCGCUUAAAACUUUCUCAAAUCCAAUAUUUUUUAUUUUACGACGUCUGUCAGUCUAGUCAUAUAAUCUGUUUAAAAGCAGGUUAGAAACCCCUGCAGGCCACAUGUCCACGCAUCUCUCCUCAAUGUGCUCUGUUGGUGUCAGGUCGAUGUAAACAGCACCACUUCACUUUGAUCGGUUUGGUUUCAUUAUGUAUAAAUAAAUCGGAAUUAAAAAUGAUAGAAAAUUAGAAACGAGUGAGUGUAGUUGCCGUGUUUGACCGACAGGGCUGCCCCAGUCUGCCAGUGAAAGUUGUUUGCGUCGAGAAACGAAGUGGGCGCGGUCUUCAGCUCAGGUUUCCACGCGGCGGACCCGGGAAAAAAAUACUACUCCAACUAUUUCACACAAACUCCUCCACACAGCAGUGAUUCCACAAUAAGAGACGAAUCAACGCAAAAUCAAACACGCAACCGAGCCACGCAACGCGACACGACACCAGGAAGUGCUUUUCCAGAGUUUGUGAGAGCGAGAGAAGAUGUGGAGAGAAGACGCUGGUGACGCAGUUACACUCGGGAUCCCCUGCGACCCUUCAAGGACCCAUGUUGGUCCCCAGACCCCACUUUGAGAACCCCUGUUCUAAAGCUAUCUGGAUGAAAAUCCUCCAAAAACAGUGAUGGUCUGAUUGUGGGUGUGAACAGAGGAGAGGAGGAAGAGGAGGAAGAAGAGGAGGGGGAUGGACUGAAGGGCGGUGCGAGGGGUCUCUCUGUCAAAACAUUAUGAAGAUGGAUGGGAUUAUGGGAGUUACAGAAUUGUCUUCAGCACCAUCGCCUGUCACUGCAGUCAUCUUCUCCCAGUUGGAUCCCUUCAAUCGUUCAGCGGCUGUAUGGGGCAGUAUCCUGGACGUCAGUAGUGACUGAUCUCCUCUCCAUGGCCUGUCAUCCCUCCAGCUCAGGCUCCUACACAGUGGUGAUCAUCCCACUCAGGACCAGCCUCUACAGCCUGGACGCACUGCGCUUCUACCUAUGGAUUAAGCGCCAGAAGGAUCUAGAGAGAGAGAAGGACGCCCUGUGGUCUGGGCUGGAGAUUCUGGAGAGGGCUCGAUUCUGGUACCUCCAGCGGCUGCACGAGAACAGAACCCGGCAGGACAACAUGGAGACCAGAACUAGGCUCGGCUACUGCAAAGAAGAUUCAGCAGAGACUCGGUCCUCUCUCGUCAGGUCUCGGAUCCUGAGGGUGAACGGCUCCCUGGGUUCUGUGAUGACUGAGCCCAACGUGAUGAGCAGCAGCAACCCCUCUCUGCCUGAAACUGUGGCUGACAGCGACCUCCGGUGGUACAACUCAGUACUGACUCAGGCAAGGAAAAUAAAACGGGUACCUCUGGUAGUUUAUGAUGGUCAAGAGGGCAAAGUAGUUUGA
Molecule: messenger RNA, 1481 nt
Organism: Paralichthys olivaceus (Japanese flounder)
Lineage: Eukaryota; Metazoa; Chordata; Actinopteri; Pleuronectiformes; Paralichthyidae
Source: RefSeq, a predicted model, not a curated record